Geodia barretti is the source of this 1445-nucleotide messenger RNA. The record is from the annotation of a GenBank genome assembly. Lineage: Eukaryota; Metazoa; Porifera; Demospongiae; Tetractinellida; Geodiidae.
GUUUUGCUCAUACAGUUCCUUUUUAUGUGUUUCUCAUUACAAGGUAAAAUCUGUUAGACUAGUUGCUACCUAUAAAGACUUUACAUGCAGGUGUUCGUUGUGAACAGCCCUCCUUGGAGCCUGGACCUUCUCUGUAUGUUUGUCCAGAGGAAACUUCAGUAAAAUUCAGUUGUUAUGGCAGAGAGAUCAAUUCAAUGGCAUGGAUAGCAGAGCCCUACGUUCCAGCUAACAACCCUAUUAGAUAUGCUUCUGGACACAUAGCAACAGGCUCCCACCCUGUUUACAGUAGGGGUUUCUUCGUUGCUAAUCUUACAAAUCUCCAUAGAAGUGGAGCUAGCAUACACAUAGCAGAUCUGACUUCUGAACUUACUGUCAUGACUAGUGGGGUAAACAAUGGAACGAGUAUCACAUGUAAGACAUACAGAGGUCUUCAGUCAUCCCAGAGGUCUACAUUCUUUUAUCAUGCAGGUUUACCUGUUAGCAAAAGUAACUCAAUUACAUACCAAGAGAAGGAGACUUAUUACACAGCAGUACUAAAGCUCGGAGCUAUGUUUGAUGGAGGAGGAGUUCCAAUUGAUCACUACAUUAUUCAAAUGGUCAACGGCACACAGUUUGAAACUCCAGGCCCCACUUACAGUUUUGACAUCAUGUACAAUACUACACUGUCAGUGAACAUCUCAGCCCACAACUGUGCAGGUUAUAGCCUGUUUCAUGUGCAUCAAAUAGAGCGUAAUGAAGAUGGGUAUUCAGAUGAAGUAAAACCAUUUUCAGAAAAGUUCCAACUACAUAGUUAUGGAAUUUCUGAAGAUGAAGACCUCACUGGAAACACACAAAAGCCCAUCAUUACUGUUUCACCUACACUGUUAGGAGCAAAUAUGCUAAACAGUAUGACCAAAGUUGAGUAUAAUGAAGAUUAUGUGCAUGUAUCUGUGGCAACAACACGCAGGAGUACACAAGUGCCAAAAAGUAAACUAACUCCCAGCAGGAUGUCCCUGGUUUUGGCUGUAGUCCCAGUGACGUGUGUUUCAGCACUUUUCAUCUUCACAAUUACAAUCCUGGCAGUUGUGCGCACUAGAAAGAAAGUGGGCACGACCUGCACUAACCGCACUGGUGUAACAAAGCAAGGUGAUGACCCUCCAACUCCAGUAGACAGUAAUAGUGUGCCCCAUAUAUGACACCCCUAGUUGGGACAUGGUCUAUGGUGGUAAGUCUGGGCAAAACCACACCAUGGACCAGGCUGCUUCAUGGAGAAAAACCCAGUGUACCUGAUGGCAAAAGACCAAGAAACACGCACAUCACAGCAUGUUUAUGAGGGCCUUUGAAGGAGUCAACUGACAUGUAACUCUAUACUAACCGCAUAGCUACCUAUUAUUUGUAGCCAUUAUUUUAGAAUUGUGUGUAGUGUAGCUAUUAUCUCAUAAAGCAGAUUAUCAGUUAUUCUGUUA